Messenger RNA from Knipowitschia caucasica, 333 nucleotides. NCBI's taxonomy places the organism in Eukaryota, Metazoa, Chordata, Actinopteri, Gobiiformes, Gobiidae. The record is from the annotation of a GenBank genome assembly.
AUGAAGCUAAGUCCUGUGCUUCGGCCUUGCUCCUUGGUGCUGUGGGAGGUUCACCGUCCGGGUCAGUGCUCUCCACAAGCACUGACUUUAACGGUAGCUGACAGAAGGAACCCGGGCGCCGCCUCGUUCCAGGGCAGUCCCACCGCUGCCGAGAGAGUCUCAGGAAACACCAUCAUCACAGACGUCUUCAUCACAGACGUCUUCAUCACAGACGUCUUCUUCACAGACGUCUUCACCACAGACGUCUUCUUCACAGACGUCUUCAUCACAGACGUCUUCAUCACAGACGCUGAACCUUUUGCUGAAGACGAGCACGAUCUAACAGGACUUUGA